Messenger RNA from Moesziomyces antarcticus, 1323 nucleotides. RefSeq names its product zinc/iron permease. Gene Ontology annotation, cellular component: plasma membrane. Gene Ontology annotation, molecular function: zinc ion transmembrane transporter activity. The coding region runs from base 1 to 1323 and encodes 440 amino acids. NCBI's taxonomy places the organism in Eukaryota, Fungi, Basidiomycota, Ustilaginomycetes, Ustilaginales, Ustilaginaceae. The record is from RefSeq and is a predicted model, not a curated record. Gene Ontology annotation, biological process: zinc ion transmembrane transport. The transcript has 4 exons.
AUGGGCGGCCCAGAUCGCAGCACACUAGCUACGAUGCUGUUGUACCUCCUCGCUGCAUCGCUUGUGCCUACCGUAUUGGCGGUCAAUGGGAGGCCAGAUGACUCUGCGCUUCCGGAAGAGUGCCAGCGACGCGGCGCAGGCAACGACUCGUACACCUUGAGCCUGCACAUCGCGGCCAUCUUUGUGGUCUUUGUCUCGAGCUCCAUCGGCAUCGUGCUCCCAUUCGUACCCCUCUGGCUCAAGAGUCGACCCACAUCGGCUGCAAAUGACGACGGUGAUCAGCAUACACACGGACACGGACACGGACWCGCGUCAGGGAUGCCUCGGACCUGGUGGGACGAGGUCUUCUUCAUCGGCAAAUGCUUUGGGGCCGGCGUCAUCCUGGCUACCGCCUUUGUGCAUCUGACCUACGAGGCGUUCAUCCAGCUCAGCUCGCCCUGUCUAAACCUUGCCUAUUCACCCAUGGCGCCUGCCAUCUCCAUGGCAUCCCUCUUUGCUAUCUUCCUCGUCGACAUGCUUCUCAUGCGCCACAUCCACCGCUCGCGCAAGGCCAUGGACGAACUCAAGGCGCGGCGUGCCAAGGACAAGGCGCAUCUCGAAUCCCUCACGCUCCUCAGUAUUCGGCCCAUCGACUCUCCCGCUCCCGUCGACGUCGCCGUACCGCAUAACGCUUCUGCGCUCGCCACAUCGCAGGCGAUCACGGCAGGCAAGACGCCCGACGACAGCGGCCGCGUGGACGGGACCAAACCGUUCGAUGCAACUGUGCUCAGCGAGCGCCUGCGCAGGAACGAGAUGAUCGAGCAGGAAGAGAAGCUUGCCGAUGACAAGCUGCGCCAACGCGCCAAGGAGCUCGACGUCAUGAUCAUCGAGGGCGGCAUCGUAUUCCACAGCGUCAUGGUCGGCCUCGGUCUCGGCACAGCUUCCGAUGCCGGCUUCGUGCCCUACUUUAUCGCCAUCGUCUUUCACCAGAUGUUUGAUGGCUUUGCGAUCGGCACACGCAUGGCAGCGCUCGACUUUGUGGGCCGGCGCAGGAAGCAGGCGGCCAUGUUCCUCGCCUACGCUUUCGUCACGCCCGUCGGCAUCGCCCUGGGAACGGGCGUCCGCACCGUCUUUGAGCCCAACAAUCCCUCCACCAUCAUCGCCAUCGGCGUGCUCGACUCCAUCUCUGCCGGUGUCCUCCUCUACGGCGCGCUCGUCGAUCUUCUCGCCAAGGAGUUCCUCUUCGGCCCCAUGCUCGACGCCAGCGACCGCCGUCUGGCCGUCGCGCUCGCAAGCCUUCUCUUUGGCGCUGGAGUCAUGAGUCUCUUGGGCAAGUGGGCUUGA